Molecule: messenger RNA, 2706 nt
Organism: Gopherus evgoodei (Goodes thornscrub tortoise)
Lineage: Eukaryota; Metazoa; Chordata; Testudines; Testudinidae
Product: protein FAM47E-like
Exons: 8
Coding region: 231-1481 (416 amino acids)
Source: RefSeq, a predicted model, not a curated record
UGCCUGCAGUAUGCAAGAUGCACUGGGAGCUUAGCACUGGAGCUUGCCUGCCCUGAAGCAACACUGCAAGAGUCUGUAUAUUUAAAAAUGUAGCUACACACAUAUUUGCACUGUCAUUGAAUGGGGAGCAUUUUAUAAAUCCAAUCCAUGCAUCAGUGACCGAGCUAGAUGCCAUCUUGCAUGUGAGAGUUUUACCCUGAGUUGUGCAACACGUAAGGUACCAGAAGAAAAUGCCGUCUAAGUACUUUCAAGAACACAACAAACGGAAGUUCUCAGAUUCCCUUAACAGCCAGCGUUGGAGAUUCUUGAAAAGUGGCCUGGAUGAUUUCAGAAGCGGCUUCCCUCCACCGUCUGACAACAUCAUCAGCUGUGGCACAAAGGGGCCUGUACCGAUUGUUCUGCGUAAUCGAGCACCUGAUGCUUCACGCAUGGCCCAGCAGAAGGGAAGGAAAAAGUGCACCAAAACCCAAGUCAGUCCUUCCAAGCUCAGUCCAUUGCAGAAAGCCAGACGGGAUCACAUUGCACAGACAGAACACUGCCUGAGCCUGCACCCCCUAGCACUCUACCCUCACCUGGAAGAAAGCAUCCCUCCUGAGCUUUUCAAAGAGGUUGUGGGCAUCCUGGAUCCUGAGAUGUGCUUGAAUAGUGAAGGUCAAUACAAGGAUUGUGACCAGGACAGCCACACCCCUCAGCAAGUGCUGUAUCAGCCGGAGGAUGGGAAAAGUAAAGAAGCAUGUCCCAGGUCAUCAGCCCUCAGCAAGGAGUCCAAGGGCAAGAAUCCGCAGUACACCUACCUGUCCAAGAAAGAGGUAGCAGCAAGGGAAAAGGAGGCCAGUCUGAGCUACGUUCCACCCCUGGAUGAGAACGUAAAGCGAGUGACUAAGGAGUUUUGUGACUGGGUGGAUUCUUUGGGAGGAGAAAAAUACAAAGUGGACGAAGCCACCAUUCUGAGCUUAUUUGACACUGGAUAUGAAACCAAGCUGGUGCUGUCUGUGCCCAUCCAUGUUGUGGAACUAAACAAUGUGCCAGCAGAACUGAGAAAAUAUAUGGGUGUUUCACUUCCACCAACCACUGUCAAGAGUCCUCUUCAGAACAGCUGCCGCCCGUGCCUUGCCAAGGAUCCAUCCCAACCAAAAUGGGAGAAGAUCAGGUUUGGAGCCUGGUACCUGGAACCAAAAACAUGGAGAAAACAAAGAGCAAAUGAACCUUUAGAGGAUCCAAACACAGCAGUGGAUACCGUUCAGAAUUUAAGGAACCAGUUUAGUGAAAAGGAGGCAGAGCUCAUGCAGCUCCAUGGAACACAUGCUUUUAAGGAAUUCCUCGAAACGAAGGGCUACCGGAAGCCUGAGUUCCUCCUGCAGAUGCUGGCUGCAGGGGAUGUUAAUGGAGCACAAGAGCGAACUUCAAAAGGCUACAAGAAAGAAUCUCUGAAGAGACCCGAGGGAAUCAGAGAAGGAUCUUCCUCCACAAUUGUUAAUUAACACAGAGUUCUGACUUUAUUCACAAGAAACAGAAGCACUAGUGAAACUGCUCCUGGAAGUCCCCAAAAUAGUAAUCUCAAAGAUAGGUUGAUUGUUUCCUUCUUUAGAAAUUGCUAGUCAAAUAUAGUUUAAAGAGAUCUACUUGGAUUUAUGAAUUCCAGACGCAUGCCAGCUGUCCUGGCAGCUCAGCCAUGGUACAGGCUGGCUGGGACACCUAGCUCCGUACUAGAGAUUUCGGCUCGACUCUACUGCACUCAUUUGGUUAAGAAUCAUGGUCUGGUUUGUUACUUGCUAAGCACCAAUGUUAUGCGCAGUUCUGUGUUGUCCUUUCCCUCAAGGAGCUUGCAAUCCAACAACUAGAUUAUUUCUUUAGGUGCAUAAAUGUUACCAAUCUAGAUGUCCCCAACAGGCAUAGUGUCUCAAACCAAGUCUACACCAGAAAAGGUUUGCCUUCCGAGGAAACCCUCCUAGUGCUCUUGGCAGUGUAGCUUCUACCAUUCCCCAAGUGAAAUAAGCUUUACGGCAAAAGCACUUUUAUGACACUGUCUACGCUAUGGCUUCUGCUGGUAUAGAAAUUCAUUUUAAAAGAAAAAUCACCUCCUUUAAUCAAUGUUGUUAUAUCAGCAAGAGUUCUAGUGUAGACCUGGCCUCAGAGCAGCAUUUCUUCCCUGAUUACUGUUUGCACCAGGCAUAGGUACUGGAAGGAGGAGUGCAGGGGGUACUGCAGCACUCCCAGGUUUUGCGCCCACCGGCCCCGCACCCCUGCUGCCCGCCAUCCCAGUCACUGGCCCCUGCCACCCGUCGUCCUGGCCACCAUCCCCGCUGCCACCCGGGGGCUCUGCUGCCAACCCCAGGUCCCACUCAGCCACCCACCCCAGGUUCUGCUCGGCCACUGGCCCCAUGCCCAGGGGCUCCGCUGCCGGCCCGGGGUCCCGUUCAGCCACUGGCCUCAGGGGCUGCACUGCUGGCGUCAAGGUCCCACCCGGCCACCAGCCCUGGAUGCAGGGUCCCAGCCGCUGGCCCCAAAGUCCUGUCCACUGACCCCUGGAUCUCAGCCAUUGGUCCCUGGGUCCUGGCCACCAGCCCUGGGAUCCUGGCCCCUGGCCCCACGUGAGAGGUCUCAGCUGCUGUCCCGCUGCCUGGGGCUCCGCAACCGUCUCUAGCUGUGGCCUCAGCCUGUCAUAAACAGAUAGCUAAGGGUUAAUGUCUCUUUCACCUGAAACAC